CUGAUCCCACUGUUGGCGGAUCGAUGAAAAGAGAUAGCGCUGUGAAAACAUUGCAUUUGAAACGGGACGAAAAAUGCAAGUGCUCCAGAAUAGGGGAUCAGUGCCUCCGUGGGUUGCAUUCAUGCAAGGCAUAUAUAAGUAUUGACAGAAGCGUCGGCUUUCAUUGUAUAUCGGUACAUAGCGAGGUGCACAUCAUUUUCGCGCAAGUGUGGGAAAGUGAUUUUCCGGAAUUGCAUUGCCAGCGCUUAUUGAUCAGUGAUUCGCACGAUUCUCUCGGCGCUUUUUGCUCUGAGAGUUACAUAUGUUAACUUGUGCUUUCCACUUUAUUGUUAGUUCACAAUAGACCCACCGUAAUGGAUUGUCGAACAGUGUUUUUGUUCAGCUUAGUCGUCCUAAUGGCAGUGCUUCUCAGUUCAACUGAAGGGCGCAAGAAGAAAGUAGUCAUCCACGUGCCCUAUAAAGUGAAGAAGAUUAAGCACACGCACACGGUGUACAAGACGAUACACCACCACCACACGCACCACGACCACAUAGACCCCCUUCUAGCGCACGCGCCCACAGAGGAGCACGAGCACUUCCACCACAUGCACCUGCACGACGAGGGUCAGCACAGCCAGCCGGUGCCGGGCAUCGGCAUCCCCGAGUUCCUGCCCGACGUGCCGCUGGACACGCCCGACGACCACGAUCUGCCUCUCCUUCCCAACCGACACAUCAUCCCGCUUUACAGAAGAAAGAACUAG
Cydia amplana is the source of this 740-nucleotide messenger RNA. RefSeq lists its product as uncharacterized. The record is from RefSeq and is a predicted model, not a curated record. NCBI's taxonomy places the organism in Eukaryota, Metazoa, Arthropoda, Insecta, Lepidoptera, Tortricidae. The transcript has 3 exons. The coding region runs from base 354 to 740 and encodes 128 amino acids.